Messenger RNA from Helobdella robusta, 3161 nucleotides. RefSeq lists its product as hypothetical. Gene Ontology annotation, cellular component: membrane. The transcript has 21 exons. NCBI's taxonomy places the organism in Eukaryota, Metazoa, Annelida, Clitellata, Rhynchobdellida, Glossiphoniidae. Gene Ontology annotation, molecular function: potassium:chloride symporter activity. Bases 564 to 3161 code for a protein of 865 amino acids. Gene Ontology annotation, biological process: cell volume homeostasis; chloride transmembrane transport; potassium ion import across plasma membrane. The record is from RefSeq and is a predicted model, not a curated record.
UGAAGGAUUAUGCAAUCGAUAGAGAAAAGGUUUGAGUUUAGGUUUUAUUGUACAUUAUUGCUGUAAUUAUAAUCUAAUUAAUUAAUUGUUUAAUUAAAUAAUUAAGUAGUUGAUUAGAUAGUUAAUAAGCUAGUUAAUUUAUUGAAAAAUUAAUUAAUUUAAAGUUAAAAAAUUAUGAAGUUCUUUGCGCUCUGCUUUCUUCUGUUGAAAGACAUCAUCAAAUUUGGACAGCAGCAUUUGUGGCUAUCAACAAAUAUAACAACAAUAACAUCAACAACAGCUGCGUUGUAAUAACAUUUGAAAAUUUACUACAACAACGUUUUUAAACCUCUUUAAACAACAUCAACAUUCAAAAACAACAUCAACUAACGUAUAACAUUAGCUAACUUAAAAUAACAUCAACAACUACUACAACAAACAACACUGAUACCAAACCAGCCACCAGCAUCAUCUCCAACCAGCGUGCAAACAACAACAACAACAGCAGCAGCAACAACAACAACAAAAACAUCAACAACAACUAACAUCCCGUCAUCAUCAACAACAACAAAACAACAACAACCAUGGAUACUAAAAAAGGUAAUAAUAAAAAGGACGAUAAACACGGCACCGUAGAAAAGUUAACCAAGAGCCCAAAUACAGCAGCAGCAACAGCAGCAACAGCAGCUGUAACUGCAGCCACACAUGAUGCCGACAGAGACUCGAACACUCCAAGCUUAGGGAACAAAAAGGGCCGAUUCACCGUCAAAUUCCCUAUUAACAAAAGGGCCGCUGGGUCCGGCUCAAAAGAGGCCUUCACGACGGCAGAGAUGGCCCUCAUCAAACAAAAAUUACCCAACAACAAGAAAAACUUGUAUCUAUACGAUCACUCCAAACUAGGCACUCUCUUGGGCGUGUACCUCCCUACAAUCCAGCACAUAAUGGGACUACUCAUGUUCAUCAGGCACUCCUGGAUGGUUGGUCACUGCGGUCUACUCGAGGCGGUAGCCAUGGUCUUCAUGUGCUGCUUGACCACCUUCUUCACGGCAAUGUCAGUCAGUGCCAUUGCUACCAACGGCAUUCUACAAUCCAAACAACACAACCACAACACAACUCAACCAACCAAACAACAAAUCAUUCCUACAAAAGCUGGAGGUUCGUAUUACGUGCUUUCUCGAAAUCUGGGGCCCGAGUGUGGCGGCUCUAUAGGGAUUUGCUUCUACUUGGCCAACACCUUUGCCACCUGUCUCUAUUUGCUCGGCUCCAUUGAACUUUUUCUCGUAUACAUGGCUCCAGAGUUUGCCUACUUUGGGGACAUCCACCACGACCCGUGGAACAACUACCGGGUCUACGGCACCUGCCUCCUACUUGUACUGACCAUUGUCGUGGCCCUGGGUGUCAAAAUCGUCCAACUUUUUGCCCCUUUCUCACUAAUUUGUGUCAUCCUGUCCAUUCUAAGUAUCGUCAUUGGGGCGUGUAUGUCAAACCCCGAGUACAUUGAUGUCAAGGUAUGCCUAGUUGGUGACAAACUGUACAAGUACCCUGACAAAGAUUGGUGGAAGCAACAAAAGGAGUCGAAUACCUCGGAAGAAUCCGCCGUGCACUGCAACAGCAAUAAUAACCGCAGCAACAACAACAACAACAACUACAACAACAACAACAACUACAACAACAACAACAACUACAACAACAACAACAACUACAACAACAACGAAAACCUCUACUCCCACUACAUGGGCUUCGAAGAGGUGGCUCCUGGCAUCGCCGGCCACAUCGGGAAGGGGGAGGUGGUCAGCGACAUCACCACAAACUUCAUCAUCCUCUGCGCCAUCUACUUCCCUUCUGUCACUGGCAUUUUGACGGGGGUGAACAUGUCUGGAGACCUGAAGAACCCACAAAAAUCCAUUCCCAAGGGCACGAUAUUGGCCCAGCUGACCUGUUCAAGCGAGAAAGAAUGGGGCGACGGAAUGACAGGGCUUCUGAUGACCUUCACAGAACGGGCCCUCCUCAGUUUGGACGAUGAGACCCACAUAAAAAACUGGAGGCCCCAGAUUUUGGUCCUGGACAAAGUCGACCCUGAAACCAGCAAACUUAAUAACCCUGAAUUACUUAGACUUGUCUCGCAGCUAAAACACGGACGAGGUCUCAGCAUCGUUGCAACCGUCCUCACUGGAGACUACCUGUCUAAUGUCGAGAAGGCAGACUCAGUAAAAAAAAAUUUAAUGAGUGAGCUAUCGGAACAGAAAAUUAAAGGGUUCGUCAAAGUUGUAUACAGCAGUAGCGUUGAAGAAGGAAUCUCGUCUCUGGUGCAGUCUAUAGGUAUAGGUGCAAUGGUGCACAAUACGGUGCUCAUAUGCUGGCCACAUGAUCACUCAGCAGAGGUGCAACAUACAUUCAUAACCAGCAUCCGUUUAGUACACGCGCGAAAAUUGACACUAUUGGUGCUGAAAAGCCCGGACUUCCCGACGAAAUCCGAGAAGGUUACGACGACUAUAGACAUCUGGUGGAUCAUUCACGACGGCGGGAUGCUGAUCCUUCUCUCCUUCCUGCUCCAACAGCACAGGAUAUGGAGGGGAUGCAAGAUCAGGAUAUUUACUGUCGCGCAUGUGUCCGACAACAGCAUAUUGAUAAAAAAUCAGCUGGAAGAAUAUUUGUAUGAGAUAAGAAUACACGCUGAAGUGUACGUUGUCGAGAUGUUCGAUAGCGACAUAUCAGCAUAUGAAGUUGAACGGACCUUGAACAUGGAGUCGAGGGUGGAGGUGAUGAGGAAGGCUGCCGCUGAUGGCAAGCCUAUGAGCAAAUCUUCUAUAGAAAACGCGAAUCGAGUCUCGACGGACCUUCGACCAAAUGAGAGUGGCCUCUUCAUGCGAGACAUACCUCCGUCGCCCGACCACAACGCUGUCGACGCCAAGCCGUCAACGUCUCAGUCGCCACACACGUCGCCAUCACAACCACCUACUCAUUUCACAUUCACGCCGCUGGAUGCCAUGAUGUUGAAGAGGUCUACCAAUAAUACGUCUUAUAAUACAGCCGCUCUCGUAAUUUUAAAUCUUCCAGCUCCACCAGCUAAGCUGAACGCCGAAGAAAAUUACAUGUCCUACCUGGAGAUGCUAUCUGAGGGCUUAACGAGGGUUUUAUUCGUCAGGGGCUCUGGUAAAGAAGUCGUCUCCCUCUACUCAUGA